Propithecus coquereli (Coquerel's sifaka) is the source of this 1923-nucleotide messenger RNA. It is a transcript of the gene SCIN, whose product is annotated as scinderin. The record is from RefSeq and is a predicted model, not a curated record. Gene Ontology annotation, cellular component: actin cytoskeleton; cytoplasm. The transcript is spliced from 13 exons. The coding region runs from base 1 to 1809 and encodes 602 amino acids. Gene Ontology annotation, biological process: actin polymerization or depolymerization; barbed-end actin filament capping; actin filament severing. NCBI's taxonomy places the organism in Eukaryota, Metazoa, Chordata, Mammalia, Primates, Indriidae. Gene Ontology annotation, molecular function: phosphatidylinositol-4,5-bisphosphate binding; actin filament binding.
AUGGCCCACGAGCUGUACCACCCGGAGUUCUCCCGGGCGGGCAAGCAGGCAGGGCUGCAGGUCUGGAGGGUUGAGAAGCUGGAGCUGGCGCCGGUGCCCCAGAGCGCGUACGGCGACUUCUACGUCGGGGAUGCCUACCUGGUGCUGCACACGGCCGAGGCGAGCCGAGGCUUCAGCUACCGCCUGCACUUCUGGCUCGGAAAGGAGUGCUCCCAGGAUGAAAGCACAGCAGCUGCCAUCUUCACUGUGCAGAUGGAUGACUAUUUGGGUGGCAAGCCAGUGCAAAGUAGAGAACUUCAAGGCUAUGAAUCUACUGAUUUUGUUGGCUAUUUCAAAGGAGGUCUGAAAUAUAAGGCUGGGGGUGUAGCUUCUGGACUAAAUCACGUUCUCAUCAACGACCUGACCGCCCAGAGGCUGCUGCAUGUGAAGGGCAGGAGAGUGGUCAGGGCGACAGAAGUUCCCCUCAGCUGGGACAGUUUCAACAAGGGCGACUGCUUCAUCAUUGACCUUGGCACCGUAAGUUUCAUAUGCACACGUAGAGGUCUACAGGAUCGUAAAAAUGCUAAUGCCCAGGAGAGGAAGGCUGCAAUGAAAACAGCUGAAGAAUUCCUACAGCAAAUGAAUUAUCCCACCAAUACCCAAAUUCAAGUUCUUCCAGAAGGAGGCGAAACACCAAUCUUCAAACAGUUCUUUAAGGACUGGAAAGAUAAAGAUCAAAGUGAUGGCUUCGGAAAGGUCUAUGUCACAGAGAAAGUGGCUCAAAUAAAACAAAUUCCAUUUGAUGUUUCAAAAUUACAUAGUUCUCCGCAGAUGGCAGCACAACACAAUAUGGUGGAUGAUGGUUCUGGCAAAGUGGAGAUUUGGCGUGUAGAAAGCAAUGGUAGGAUCCCAAUUGACCAAGACUCAUAUGGUGAAUUCUAUGGUGGUGACUGCUACAUUAUACUCUACACUUAUAACAGAGGACAGAUUAUCUACACUUGGCAAGGAGCGAAUGCCACAAGAGAUGAGCUGACCACAUCUGCAUUCCUGACUGUUCAGUUAGAUCGGUCUCUUGGAGGACAGGCUGUUCAGAUCCGAGUCUCCCAAGGCAAAGAGCCUGUUCACCUGCUGAGUUUGUUCAAAGACAAACCGCUCAUUAUUUACAAGAAUGGAACAUCAAAGAAAGGAGGUCAGGCACCUGCUCCCCCUACACGCCUCUUUCAAGUCCGGAGAAACCUGGCAUCCAUCACCAGGAUUGUAGAGGUUGAUGUUGAUGCAAAUUCACUGAAUUCCAAUGAUGUUUUUGUCUUGAAACUGCCACAAAAUAGUGGCUACAUCUGGAUAGGAAAAGGUGCUAGCGAGGAGGAGGAGAAAGGAGCAAAGUACGUAGCAUGUGUCCUCAAGUGCCAAACCUUAAGGAUUCGGGAAGGCGAGGAACCAGAGGAGUUCUGGGAUUCCCUUGGAGGAAAAAAAGACUACCAGACCUCACCACUACUAGAAACCCAGGCUGAAGACCAUCCACCUCGUCUUUACGGCUGCUCUAACAAAACUGGAAGAUUCAUUAUUGAAGAGGUUCCAGGAGAGUUCACUCAGGAUGAUUUAGCAGAAGAUGAUGUCAUGUUACUAGAUACUUGGGAACAGAUAUUUAUUUGGAUUGGAAAAGAUGCUAAUGAAACUGAGAAGACAGAAUCUUUGAAGUCUGCCAAAAUGUACCUUCAGACAGACCCUUCUGGAAGAGACAAGAGGACGCCAAUUGUCAUCAUAAAACAGGGCCAUGAGCCACCAACAUUCACAGGCUGGUUCCUGGGCUGGGAUUCCAGCAGGUGGUAAAUUUAUUUUUGUAAAAAGCAAACAAACAAACAUAAUUGGUCAGUUGUACCAUUGCUGGUUUUUUUUGGGGGGGAGGGGUGUUUUUUGUUUGUUUUUUUAGCUUUAAAAAAUUAA